Messenger RNA from Leguminivora glycinivorella, 1362 nucleotides. RefSeq lists its product as uncharacterized. Lineage: Eukaryota; Metazoa; Arthropoda; Insecta; Lepidoptera; Tortricidae. Bases 139 to 723 code for a protein of 194 amino acids. The transcript is spliced from 2 exons. The record is from RefSeq and is a predicted model, not a curated record.
CUGAAAAAAUAGAAUUGCAUUAAAUUAAAAAUAACAUUACAAACCAUUGCACUUGCCAAAUUAUGUCUAUGAGUGUAACCUUAACCAGCGCAAUAGUCUAGAGUGCGUUAGUAUUGAAAUAUUACAUUUCCUCUCAAAAUGGAGAUCCUAGAAAGAAUUUAUCGUAACAUUCGAGGGCAGCUUGGCAACCUGCCGGCUACAGUGCCUAAAGCUGUGGAUUAUGUUAAUAAGUCAGUUCAAAAAGUGAAAAUACCACCAUUCACAAGGGACAAUGUGUUGUACUACUAUUUACCGAUGCAAGGUCUGGUCAGUUAUACAACACUAUCAAUAUCUGUGAUGAACCCUCAUUUAAUGGUCAGGUUAUUUCCACGUCGAGAUGUCACUGACCUGUUGUUCCUAUCAGCUGGCGGUGGAGCAGGGCUGUGGCUUUGGGCUCGACCCCACAUGGCAGCAGCAGUGCCAGCUAGAAGGUUCUCUUGGGCAUUCCUCGGGGGCUGUCUCUGGCCACUUGGAUCAAUAUUCUUGUGGGCUAUUCUGAGAAGCUCAGUAGGACAGAGGCCAGUCAUUGGCACUUUCCUGGGAGUGACCACUGGAGCAAUGCUUACCAAUAUUGCGCUUGACUACUUCCACUAUGUAGAGCUAAUGUUCUGUGGGGAGGUCCACCUUCCUGAUGAAGUGUACAGCCCUAAUAGUGAUGACGAGAAAUAUGACAUUGAUAUCUAAGAAGUGAAGUCAUCUGUGUCAAUGUAUAAAUGAUGUAUAUAGUGUCAAUGUUAGGGUUGAGCUGUUAAAUCAGAUAUCAAGAUAAAGUAUAGAAGCUAUUCUAGUUGAGAGGAGUUCUCAAUUAUUUUGAUAGCUGAUUUCACUUCAACCCUCCAUGUGUGUGUGCACUGAAUAGAUUAAGCUUUUGCCAUAAGAAGAAUCUUUUUGGCAGCAUAUUAAACUGUAGCUCACUUCUGGGUAUUUCCUAAGUGUUGCACAAUUAACUUGGUUCAAUGCAUUCAUUUAUUUAAUCAUUCUCUUCUAGUAAUAGAGUAGUAAAACUUUUUCACCAAUUAUGUUUGGAUGUUUUGGAAUUCUUAACAUACCUUCUUGACAUUGUUUAAUGUUUCUGUUAAAUUUAUUUGUAAAUUCAUUUCGUCAUACACUUUCAAUUUCAAGAAUUCUAGUCUUACAAGAACACUUGUGCUUGUUUGUUAUGUAUUUAAUUUUUUGUUAUAAUUCUAAGUCCUAAACUAUAAGAAAUAUAGUAUCGAAAGACAUGUAUUUUUUUGUAGCUGGUAUACAAAGUGAAUUUAUCAUGGUAGCAAUAUUUUAAGAUUUUGUCAACAUGCUUCUAAUAAACUGUUAUGGUUCUAAUAA